AUGGCGGGAUGCACGAAAACGACAAACGGUUUCCGCUCCAUAAGUGCUAAAUUACCGGUAUUCAUUGUGCUACUUCUCUGUUUACCUCAUACAUCAGGAUACCAGGAUACGGGGAAUAAACAUCCCGUAACUGAUCUCCUGGAUGGAGAGCAGUACGCAAUGUCAGGGUCCAACAGGUUCUGUUACGAAAACUCUGUGGUUCCGAGUUGGAGGCAAUCAUGGACAAGAAUUCAGGUCAAAGUGUGGAGUUCAAACGUGUUUAAGGUGGAAACUGUGGCCGGUGAGGAGGAGCUGCAGGAGCUGGACCGCUUCAGUGUCUGGGGCUGGUUUCAGAGCUUGUUACGUGAACGGCACAAUGAAACCACGAUUAACAUCAAUCUGUUCAGCAAGAAGACUUGUUUCAAGAUCGAUCCUGCUGACAAAACAAAGUACAAUGUCAAGCCUCUUCGUAAGUUUGAUAUCUAUCUGUUUUUGGUUUUCCUCGCUGGAGUAUCUUUGUUUAUCUUUGCAGGAUCACUCAGCAGGAGUCAAGUUUUCUUCUACUCUGCUGGUAUGAGCACUGGCAUGAUUGCCUCACUCAUCAUCCUCUUUUUCAUUUUGGCACGCUUUUUGCCAAAGAAAAGCCCUUUUUAUAUCGUGAUUGUUGGCGGCUGGUCGUUUUCUUUGUACGCCAUCCAACUUGUCUUCAGGAACCUCGGCGUAAUUCUGCGAGAACACUGGAACGUGGCAUUAGGUUAUGUGGCGGUGGUGGGAUUCAUCACUUUUGCUGUGUGUUACCGUUACGGACCUCUGGUGGAUGCAAGGAGCAUUAACAUCUUGUCAUGGACGCUGCAGCUAUUUGGCCUUCUUUUGAUUUAUUUUGGGAUUCAAAUUCAGCAAGUUGCAUUCGCAAUCAUCGUGGCAGCUUUGUUCUCGAAACAUCUGGAGUACCCAGUCUUUCUGACAGUUGCGGCAUGGAGGAAAAUCAAAGGAUAUGUUCAUUGGAAGCCGGAACCACGUCGCCUGUUGACUGAUGAAGAGUAUCAAAAGCAAGGGGAGGAAGAGACUUUGCGUGCUCUGGAGAAGCUGAGGAAAAACUGCAACAGCCCAGAGUUCAGCCCAUGGAAGACCGUGUCCAGGCUUCAGUCACCAAAAAGGUUUGCUGAUUUCAUUGAAGGGUCUCCUCACUUGAUGUCGAAUGAGGUGUCUGGUCACGUGCAGGAAUACGGCUUUGGAGGAUCCUUUUUUGAGGAUGAGUUAUUUGACACGGACGACGACGAAGACGACAGUAUUAAGCCGAUGAUGAUGCAUAUGUAAGACUGCGUGUUAAGAGACGUACAAAACAGAAACAAUGAUGUCGUUGCCUUUCGGAAAUGUGGCCGGGGAACGGCUCUCCAUGGCUUCAAUGCAAACGUCCAGACUGAUUUAAGGGAUGACUGUGGAGUCUGGAUUAAGAAAACUCUGGAUUGUGACAUCGGUCAGAAGAAUAACCUUGAGUUCAGGCUCUAAACAAAAUAAGCAAGCAGAACAAUCUGGUCAGACCUGUUAUCCGCAUUAAAAAUGUCAACGUAUUGUAGUUUCAAAGAAUGUGCACUACAGCCAAAUCUCCUCUUUUUGUUUUUUAGGAAACAACGGCCUCUGUUAAAAUCGAGGUUGCAAAUAUCGAGACGAUUUGCGAUUAGGACCACGGUGGUCAAAAGCAAUUCAACUUUUUACUGUUUUGACUUUACCUUAGAAAAGGAUUUUAAGUUUUAGUUUUGGAAGCAUGUUGUGUUCACAGCCCUUAUACCUCAAUGGAUUCACCACAGCAAUGAGAGCGUUCAGAUGUCAUGUCCAGAACACCGUGGGAUACGUUCUCCCCUUUUUGAACUGCAGCGCGAUACAGUGGCUAUUAUUCUAUCUUUCUGCUCAGGGAGGAAAAGUGGGUUUAAGUUUGUAUUUCAGUGUUUUCCUUUUCAAUGGACACAAAUCAGUGUCCCCAAAGUAUUUUGAAUAAAAUUAUUCUUGAACUCUG
Pseudoliparis swirei is the source of this 1993-nucleotide messenger RNA. It is a transcript of the gene nemp1, whose product is annotated as nuclear envelope integral membrane protein 1. The transcript has 9 exons. NCBI's taxonomy places the organism in Eukaryota, Metazoa, Chordata, Actinopteri, Perciformes, Liparidae. Gene Ontology annotation, cellular component: nuclear envelope. The record is from RefSeq and is a predicted model, not a curated record. Bases 1 to 1296 code for a protein of 431 amino acids.